GCAGCUGCCGGAGACCCGUCCGCUGCCCCUUCUUCGCCCUUGGCGCCUUAUCACACUCCCUUCCCGGGAGCUGGGAGCAACGCGGGCAGCCGGCGCCUCCGUGCAAGCUGGGGGUGUCUGCUGGACCACCUCCCGCCGCCGCCGCCGCCGCCCCCGGCUCUGGCCAUGGCCCGGCGGGGCGCAGUGCCGAGCGUCCUGGGGGCGCCCGGGGGCGUCGAUCUCAGUCUGAGGCUGCUGCUGCUGUUGCUGCUGCUCCUGGAGCCAGCGCGGGGCUUCGGGGACGAGGAGGAGCGGCGCUGCGACCCCAUCCGCAUCUCCAUGUGCCAGAACCUGGGCUACAACGUGACCAAGAUGCCCAACCUGGUGGGGCACGAGCUGCAGACAGACGCGGAGCUGCAGCUGACAACUUUCACGCCGCUCAUCCAGUACGGCUGCUCCAGCCAGCUGCAGUUCUUCCUUUGUUCGGUUUACGUGCCAAUGUGCACAGAGAAGAUCAACAUCCCCAUCGGCCCGUGUGGCGGCAUGUGUCUUUCGGUCAAGAGGCGCUGUGAACCUGUCCUGAAGGAAUUUGGCUUUGCCUGGCCCGAGAGCCUGAACUGCAGCAAAUUCCCACCCCAGAAUGACCACAACCACAUGUGCAUGGAAGGGCCGGGUGAUGAGGAGGUGCCCUUACCUCACAAAACCCCCCUCCAGCCUGGGGAAGAGUGCCACUCCGUAGGCACCAACUCGGAUCAGUACAUCUGGGUGAAAAGGAGCCUGAACUGUGUUCUCAAGUGUGGCUAUGAUGCUGGCUUGUACAGCCGCUCGGCCAAGGAGUUCACGGAUAUCUGGAUGGCCGUGUGGGCCAGCCUGUGCUUCAUCUCCACCGCAUUCACUGUGCUCACCUUCCUGAUCGAUUCCUCCAGGUUCUCCUACCCUGAGCGCCCCAUCAUAUUUCUCAGUAUGUGCUAUAAUAUUUAUAGCAUUGCUUAUAUUGUCAGGCUGACCGUAGGCCGGGAAAGGAUAUCCUGCGAUUUUGAAGAGGCAGCAGAACCUGUUCUCAUCCAAGAAGGACUUAAGAACACAGGAUGUGCAAUCAUUUUCUUGCUGAUGUACUUUUUUGGAAUGGCCAGUUCCAUCUGGUGGGUUAUUCUGACGCUCACUUGGUUUUUGGCUGCCGGACUCAAAUGGGGUCAUGAGGCCAUUGAGAUGCACAGCUCUUAUUUCCACAUUGCUGCCUGGGCCAUCCCUGCUGUGAAAACCAUUGUCAUCUUGAUUAUGAGACUGGUGGAUGCAGACGAACUGACCGGCCUGUGCUACGUCGGGAACCAAAACCUCGAUGCCCUCACAGGCUUUGUGGUGGCUCCCCUCUUCACAUAUUUGGUGAUUGGAACCCUGUUUAUCGCUGCUGGUUUAGUGGCCUUGUUCAAAAUUCGAUCCAAUCUGCAAAAGGAUGGGACAAAGACAGACAAGUUGGAAAGGCUGAUGGUUAAGAUCGGGGUCUUCUCGGUCCUGUACACGGUGCCUGCCACAUGUGUGAUUGCCUGCUAUUUCUAUGAAAUCUCCAACUGGGCGCUCUUCCGGUAUUCUGCAGAUGACUCCAAUAUGGCGGUGGAGAUGUUGAAGAUUUUUAUGUCUUUGCUGGUGGGCAUCACCUCAGGCAUGUGGAUUUGGUCUGCCAAGACUCUGCACACCUGGCAGAAGUGUUCUAACAGAUUGGUGAAUUCUGGGAAGGUAAAGAGAGAAAAGCGAGGGAACGGUUGGGUGAAGCCUGGGAAAGGCAACGAAACUGUGGUAUAAGGCUACCCGGGCCCCACGCUUUCCAAAUUUUGAAGGUGGGGGGGAUGCUAGCAUUUGGGUGCAAGAGCGACUAAAAGUUUCCUGCAGUGUAUCUCAGUUUGAGCGAACUGGCAACACGUCAGUGACCCCUAUAAGCCACCGCCACCUGCCCGCCCCCCACCCCCG
Messenger RNA from Neogale vison (American mink), 1944 nucleotides. RefSeq names its product frizzled class receptor 4 (gene FZD4). Gene Ontology annotation, cellular component: plasma membrane. The coding region runs from base 166 to 1779 and encodes 537 amino acids. The transcript is spliced from 2 exons. The record is from RefSeq and is a predicted model, not a curated record. Gene Ontology annotation, biological process: retina vasculature morphogenesis in camera-type eye; non-canonical Wnt signaling pathway; canonical Wnt signaling pathway. Gene Ontology annotation, molecular function: Wnt receptor activity; Wnt-protein binding. Lineage: Eukaryota; Metazoa; Chordata; Mammalia; Carnivora; Mustelidae.